Molecule: messenger RNA, 1363 nt
Organism: Olea europaea var. sylvestris
Lineage: Eukaryota; Viridiplantae; Streptophyta; Magnoliopsida; Lamiales; Oleaceae
Product: 3-oxoacyl-[acyl-carrier-protein] reductase 4-like
Exons: 11
Coding region: 155-1117 (320 amino acids)
Biological process (GO): fatty acid biosynthetic process
Molecular function (GO): 3-oxoacyl-[acyl-carrier-protein] reductase (NADPH) activity; NAD binding
Source: RefSeq, a predicted model, not a curated record
CAUCGCCAACGCUCAUAGUGAGCCUCCGGAAAUUCCAAAGCAAAGUUUUUAGUCAUUACAGUUCAAUUUUUGCGAACAUUUUCUCUGUAUCUUCCCUGUGGCGACUCUCGUUUCCUCUCGUUUACUUCUAUUUUCGAUACGCUUGGGACUCAAUAUGGCUUCCUCAAUCGCCGGAUCGGCCGCCGCCGCCUUCAAUUCCGCCGCAGUUUCCGAUAAAACGUGCCGGAAGAUGGCUCAUCUCCGGCAAUUCUCGUCUCAGUUUCAACUUUCACGCUCCUUUAACAUGCAAUGCAGACCCCUUACCUCUCUCUCUUCCUCAGGAGUAAGAGCACAGGUUGCCACCAUUGAACAACAAAGUGCUGAAGCAGUGCAAAAAGCAGAGGCUCCUAUAGUUAUUAUCACAGGGGCCUCCCGAGGAAUUGGCAAAGCAAUUGCUUUGGCUCUGGGAAAGGCUGGUUGUAAGGUUCUGGUGAAUUAUGCAAGGUCAUCAAAGCAGGCAGAAGAUGUCUGCAAAGAGAUUGAGGCAUUUGGUGGACAAGCUCUUACUUUUGGUGGGGAUGUAUCGAAAGAAGCAGAUGUGGAGUCAAUGAUUAAAACUGCAGUCGAUGCAUGGGGAACUGUAGAUGUUUUGAUUAACAAUGCAGGUAUUACAAGGGAUGGUUUAUUGAUGAGAAUGAAGACAUCUCAGUGGCAGGAGGUUAUUGAUCUAAAUCUUACUGGGGUGUUCUUGUGCACACAGGCAGCUGCCAAACUAAUGAUGAAGAAGAAAAAGGGAAGGAUUAUCAAUAUAGCAUCAGUUGUCGGCCUUGUUGGGAAUGUGGGCCAAGCCAAUUACAGUGCAGCAAAAGCUGGUGUAAUUGGCUUUACAAAAUCAGUUGCCAAGGAAUAUUCAAGCAGGAAUAUUAAUGUAAAUGCUGUUGCUCCUGGGUUCAUUGCAUCAGAUAUGACUGCUAAGCUUGGGGAAGACAUUGAGAAAAAGAUUUUGGAGACUAUUCCAUUGGGAAGGUAUGGCCAACCUGAAGAAGUUGCUGGACUCGUGGAAUUCUUGGCCCUUAAUCCUGCCGCCAGUUACAUCACUGGACAGGUAUUUACCAUUGAUGGAGGUAUGGUGAUGUAAAAACCAAACUUGACGCCCCUCCACGUCCUCUUAUUUGUACGCAGUUCUUGACUUGAAAUAAUGUAGUCCUAAGGUGAGUUUUGAAAUGAUUUAUUCUAACAUUAAGCUUUUGUUAAGUGAGGUCUAUAGAAUUCUCUUUCCUGCUGCAAUGGAUACUUUUACGGUCAUGACAUAUGGUAUCUUGAAUCUGGGUACUUUUCAACUAUUGGUUUUCGCAUUCAACUCUAACUAAAUGUUAUUAGCAAA